This is a messenger RNA of Cherax quadricarinatus, 902 nucleotides long. The record is from RefSeq and is a predicted model, not a curated record. NCBI's taxonomy places the organism in Eukaryota, Metazoa, Arthropoda, Malacostraca, Decapoda, Parastacidae.
GUAAUGUGAGGGAGUGUGAGGUGAGGGUGUGUAUGGUCAAGGUAGUGUGGGGGUGGUGAGUGUGGUGACCCCGGGAGCUGAUGCCUGGCCCUGGCGCAAUGAAGUGAAUUACACCAAUAUUAUUUAUCAUGGCUGGCGUGAAUGACCUUCCGGAAGAAAUCCUGGAGUACAUAUUGUGUCUUAUAUCGCCAUAUAACGAUUUGAGAUCUUGUAGACAGGUAUGUCACAGGUGGUACACCUGUUGCCAGGGUGUUGUGGAGAAGAGAAAAUCCCAUUUUUUCACAGCUCUGAAGGUGGGCUGUGUCAAGUGGUUUAGUCCAACAUAUCCAAGCCACAUCAUCCCAAUCAGCAGACGUUACUCACAUUCAGCAUGUGUGUUUGAUUCAUCCAUGUAUGUUUUUGGUGGGUGUACGUCAACAAAUACAACAUUUAAUGACCUUUGGCGUUUUGACUUAGGGUUACAUGAAUGGACACGCUUAUUGACAACAGGAACUUAUCCAUCGCCCAAAGCAUAUGCCUCAAUGGUAACAUGGAACAAUUGCCUUGUGUUAUUUGGUGGUUGGACUCAUCCUUCUUUGUACCCUCUGCAUCAGCAGUGGGUCUUGUUCAGCGAAUUGCAUGUCUUUGAUAUAUUAGGUAAUCGAGGGGACUCAACUGUACUAUCCUGGAUCACCCCCACCCAACAGCUGGUCAUUCAGUUUCCCGGUUCAGUAAGAAAAACAGCCAACAAUGUUUGGGUGCCCCCAGUACAGCAGCCAGAAAUACGUCCUCAUGAACAUCAUCAUCCAGAACGUCAUCAGUUGGAACCAAACGUUAAUGGCCAGCGGGGGGUUUUUCUUCGACCAGGAAUCCAUCCAGCAGACCAGGCAGAAUCUAGCAGUGAUUGUAAAGUGAUGAUGUAA